UUUCCAUCGUAUAAAACCAAACUUCACAUGUCCUCUGUUUCUUUGCCUCUAAAACUCAUCAAUUUUCUUGAUUCUCCAUGGCAAGAAACGGCGUCGCUUCCCGGCUUUGGAGGUCAGAAAUGAUUCAGCAAGACUACCAAGAAGAUGAAGUCCACGUUCUGGCAGUCGAUGACAGUCUCAUUGAUCGUAAAGUCAUCGAACGUUUACUCAAAAUUACGUCCUGCAAAGUCACUGCAGUCGAUAGCGGAAGAAGAGCGCUGCAAUUCUUGGGAUUAGAUGACGAGAAGACCAACUCGUCGUCAAUCCAACACUUGAAAGUCGAUCUCAUUAUUACAGACUACUGUAUGCCUGGAAUGACCGGCUACGAGUUGCUCAAGAAAAUCAAAGAAUCUUCGACUUUUAAAGAAACUCCGGUUGUAAUCAUGUCUUCGGAGAAUAUCAUCGCUAGAAUUGACCGAUGUUUGGAAGAAGGAGCAAAAGAUUUCAUAAUGAAGCCAGUGAAAUUGUCAGAUGUUGAACGGUUACGUGAUUACAUGACAGCAAGAGAGCUUAAAUGGAAAAAUCAGCAAAUUAAUAUCAAUCAUUUUAAUAAUCAUAUUAACAAGAGGAAAUCAAGAGAGAGCUGUGAUCCUCCUUCUUCAUCUCCGCCGUCCAUUUUAUUUUCAUCCUCCUCAACGUCGCCGUCUCCGUCUCCGCCACCGUCAUAUUUAUCAUCUCCGUCUUCUCCGUCGCCUUGUUGGUCUCCGUCACCGUCUCCUCAGCCGAUGCUGUCGUAUUCGGCGCCGUGUUCUCCCACCAGCUGUUUAGAUUCGCCUACACGACGGCUCAAAAUGAGCUGCAGCUCCGAUUAGAAGACGUCUCUUUACUAUUAUUUUUUUGUUUUUACAUUAUAAAUUAGAAAAAGAAAGGGAAGAAACUUUUUCAAUUGUAAGCAAUUUUCCGUUAAUUUUAACGGUUUUUGUUGCUUAUUUCAAUUUUUUUUAUUCCCUUUUGGCCUAUGUUUUUAAUUAACAUUUUAUUUUUGUCCA
Molecule: messenger RNA, 1028 nt
Organism: Mercurialis annua (annual mercury)
Lineage: Eukaryota; Viridiplantae; Streptophyta; Magnoliopsida; Malpighiales; Euphorbiaceae
Product: two-component response regulator ARR17-like
Exons: 3
Coding region: 78-851 (257 amino acids)
Biological process (GO): phosphorelay signal transduction system; cytokinin-activated signaling pathway
Source: RefSeq, a predicted model, not a curated record